Gadus chalcogrammus (walleye pollock) is the source of this 15300-nucleotide messenger RNA. RefSeq names its product FAT atypical cadherin 1a (gene fat1a). The transcript has 29 exons. Gene Ontology annotation, biological process: homophilic cell-cell adhesion. Gene Ontology annotation, molecular function: calcium ion binding. NCBI's taxonomy places the organism in Eukaryota, Metazoa, Chordata, Actinopteri, Gadiformes, Gadidae. The coding region runs from base 245 to 14200 and encodes 4651 amino acids. The record is from RefSeq and is a predicted model, not a curated record. Gene Ontology annotation, cellular component: plasma membrane; cell-cell junction.
UGGUGAUUUUUGUUGAUCCUUUGUGACUGCGAAUUUCAGUCAGUCUUGCCAUCUUUCGGACGUAUGAAAAGUUUCGAUGGAUCGGCGGCGGUCCCGCUAGCUUUGUGAGCGGCGCUUUGUAGAGGAAUCGGCCACCGCUCCGUCUGCCUUUAUCUCCGGGGGAACUUAAGCGAAUGCGGGGUCGUUGUGAGUUUUGCGGAGUUAUUUGUAACUUGGGUGGCUCUGCCAAGAUCACGGUACAAAUAUGGGAAAAUACUUGAUCCUACCGGUUCUACUGCUCCUUGAGCACCUCUGUGGAUGCACAGGGAACCAAAGAGUUGCGAGAUCCGCCACAAUGCAAUUCACCCACUCUGUUUACAACACAACCAUAUAUGAGAACUCUGCUGCUAAGACAUUCUUAGAGAGCCAUGCCAAGAUGGGUAUCUACAUCGCUGAACCCGCCUGGGAGAUACGGUACAAAAUAGUUGCCGGGGACAACGAGAACCUAUUCAAAGCCGAAGAAUACCUCCUUGGAGAUUUCAGCUUUUUGAGAAUAAGGACCAAAGGAGGCAGCACAGCCAUUCUCAAUCGCGAGGUCAGAGACCACUAUGUACUCACCGUCAAAGCCACGGAAAGAGGCACCAAUUUGGAGGCUCGCGCGAGAGUCAAGGUUCAGGUACUGGACACCAAUGAUCUGAGACCCCUCUUCUCACCGACGUCGUACAGUAUUUCAUUGCUGGAGAACACGGCCAUACGCACCAGCGUGGCCAAGGUGACGGCGACAGACGCCGACAUCGGUACAAAUGGAGAAUACUACUACAGCUUCACAGAUUGGACGGACAUGUUUGCCGUUCACCCAACAAGCGGAGUGGUGACUCUUACCGGCAAACUUGACCACUCUGAGACCAAGCUGUACGAGCUGGAGAUCUUGGCUGUAGACAGAGGGAUGAAGCUCUACGGGAGCAGUGGCUUCAGUAGCAUGGCCAAGCUGACCGUCCGGAUAGAGCAGGCCAACGAACACGCGCCGGUUAUCACCGCCGUCGCUUUGGCCCCUUCUGAUGCAGACCGCGACCCCACCUAUGCUGUAGUGAUGGUGGAGGACAAUGAUCAGGGGCAGAACGGGGAGAUAGCCUCGCUGAGUGUGGUAGCGGGAGACCCUCUCCAACAGUUUAAAGCUGUGAGAAGCAGUCCAGGGAGCAAAGCGUACAAAAUCAAAGCGGUUAAGGAUGUAGACUGGGACAGCCAGCCUUUUGGAUAUAACCUGACGCUACAAGCUAAAGAUAAGGGGAGUUUACCCCGGUUUUCCUCUGCUAAGUUAAUUCAUGUUACCUCCCCGCAGUUUAAAAUGGGCCCAUCUAAAUUUGAUAAAACUAUCUACAGGGUCAAUCUCAGUGAGUUUGCCCCACUUCACACACCUGUCGUUAUGGUAAUGGCUUUGCCCAAGCAUUCACAGCUAAAGUAUGCUUUUAAACAUAAAUCGGAGAAGAAUAGAUUCAGCAUUAAUCCAGACACGGGUUUAAUCACCACAGCGGGACCCAUUAACGCUGAUAAUGCCCCCAGAUAUGAGCUUGACGUUAUGACCGCGGACAAAAAGGCAUUCACCAAAGUGAUCAUAGACGUGAAUGAUGUAAACAACAAUGCCCCUGAGUUCAAGCAGACAUCUUACAAGGCCUCAGUUGAUGAGAACGUUCCUGUCGGGACCAGCGUGCUGGAGGUCAAAGCCACUGACCUGGAUCGUGGAGAAAAUGGUUAUGUGACCUACAGCAUUACCAAUGUCAUGCCGCAGCCAUUUGUCAUCGAGUACUUCUCAGGUGUCAUCAGCACCUCCGAGGUCCUCGAUUAUGAGCUGAUGCCCAGGAUUUACAACCUCAAAGUCAGGGCAUCCGACUGGGGUUCCCCUUUCCGCAGAGAGGUGGAAGCAUCCGUCACCAUAACACUAAAUAACCUAAAUGACAACAAGCCACUGUUUGAAAAUAUCGACUGUGAAGUCACCGUGCCAAGAGACCACGGUGUGGGGGAGCAGAUAACCACAGUGUCUGCCAUCGACGCGGAUGAACUGCAGCUAGUGCAUUACAACAUUAAAGCUGGGAACGAGUUGGAUCUGUUUGAGCUGAACGCAAACUCCGGAGUGCUCUCGCUGAAGCAGACACUCAGUGACGGAGAGGCGUCCAAAGUGUCCUUCCAUGGUUUACAGAUCACCGCCAGCGAUGGUGAACAUGAGACCCAGUCCAUGGUUAUGAAUAUAACUGUCAUCACAGCGCGCAAGCCUGUCCAAUUAAAAUGUAUUGACACCGGCGUCGCGACCAUGCUGGCGGAGAAACUGCUCCAAGGCGGCAAGAUUCACACCCAAGCAGAACCCGAGGAUAACUUCAUGGAUAUUCAUUCUGUGAACCGCUUCACGCCACAGUUCGCUGAGUCAUUUCCGAGUGCCAUGGAGGUCAGAGAGGACCUUCCCAUCGGGGCUCGCAUUGUCCACUUGAGUGCUACAGAUACGGACAGCGGCUUUAAUGGGAAGCUGGUGUAUGUUAUUUCAGGGGGAGACACAGAGAGCCGCUUCAUCGUGGACAUGGAGAGUGGCUGGCUGCUGGUUAAUGCUCCUCUUGAUAGGGAAACAACGGACCACUAUACACUCAAUGUCACAGUGUACGAUCUCGGCAUACCACAAAAGUCCUCAUCACGCCUCUUGGAUGUCAAGAUCUUAGAUGCGAAUGAUAACAGCCCACAGUUUUUGCAAGACUCAUAUUCAGUGGAAAUAAGUGAAAAUACACCCGUGGGCACAGAAAUCAUCCAGGUGGAUUCAACCGACAAGGAUCUAGAUGACAACGGGAUUGUCAAGUAUUCUAUUUUGGGGGGCACAGAUCACUUUACCAUCAAUGAGGAUACCGGACUAGUGACGGUAAAGAAACAGUUAGACCGCGAGAGCCUUCCCGUAUAUGUUUUAAAAGUCGCCGCCCGUGACCAGGCUGUGGCCGAACCCCAGCUCGUCUCCACAGUGUUGUUAAAGGUGAUCCUGGAAGACGUCAAUGACAAUCCACCCAAAUUCGUGCCUCCUAAAUACCAGGUGAGGGUGAGGGAGGACCUUCCCGUCGGCGCAGUGAUCAUGUGGCUGGAGGCUCACGACCCCGAUGUGGGACCCUCCAGCCAGGUGCGCUAUAGCCUCAUCGACAGCGGCGAUGGACACUUUGACGUGGACAAGCUGAGUGGUGCGGUGCGGAUUGCGAAAACCCUCGACUACGAGCAGCGGCAGGUGUUCAACCUGACGGCGAAAGCCAAGGACAAAGGGAAGCCCAUGUCUUUGUCGUCAACCUGCUUCAUCGAGGUGGACGUGGUGGAUAUCAACGAGAACAUUAACAGGCCGCAAUUCCGCUCAUUCUUGGAUAAAGGAUUUAUCAAAGAGGAUGUACCGGUUGGGACCUCGGUGAUGAAAGUAUCUGCCCAAGACGAGGAUGAAGGCAGAGAUGGGGAGAUACGAUACUCCAUACGGGAUGGCUCUGGCCUGGGGAUAUUCACGAUUGACGAAGAGACUGGCAUCAUCCGAACACAGGAGCUGCUGGACCACGAGACCACCGCCCAUUACUGGCUGACGGUCUACGCCUCGGACCGCGGCGUGGUGUCGCUGUCCACCUUCGUGGAGGUCUACAUCGAGGUGCAGGACGUCAACGACAACGCGCCGCAGACCUCGGAGCCCGUCUACUACCCCUCGGUGAUGGAGAACUCCCCCAAGGACGUGUCCAUCAUCCAGAUAGAGGCCGUCGACCCUGACGCCAAGGCCAGUGACAAGCUGUCCUACCGGAUCACCAGUGGCAACCCCCAGGGCUUCUUCAACAUAAACGGCCGAACAGGUCUGGUGACGACUACUUCAAGGAAGCUGGACCGGGAGCAGCAGGAUGAACACAUUCUUGAGGUGACCAUCAGCGACCACGGCGUGCCGGCCAAGUCCACCACGGCGCGCGUCAUUGUACGCGUGCUGGACGAAAACGACAACCGGCCCCAGUUCCUGGAGAAGAUCUACAAGAUCAAGCUGCCUGAGCGCGAGCGGGCGGAUAGGGAGCGGGUCACCAAGCGAGACCCCGUGUACCGGGUGGUGGCCCUGGACCGCGACACCGGCCCCAACGCCGAGAUCUCCUACAGCAUCGAGGACGGCGACGAGCGCGGCAAGUUCUUCAUCGAGCCCAAGACGGGCGCCGUCUCCUCCAAGAAGUUCUCGUCAGCCGGAGAGUACGACAUCCUCACCAUCAAGGCGGUGGACAACGGGCGUCCACAGAAGUCGGCCACGUGCCGCCUCCACAUCGAGUGGAUCCCCAAGCCGCUGGUCUCAGAGGACGCGGCCCCCCUGGCCUUCGAGGAGAGCCCCUACUCCUUCUCCGUGAUGGAAAGCGACCCCGUCUCUCACAUGGUCGGCGUCAUCGUCACCGAGUCCUCUGACGUUGACGUGUGGUUCGAGAUCACAGGUGGUAAUUAUGACAGCCGUUUUGAAGUGCACAAGGCCAGCGGAACGCUGAUUGUGGCGCGGCCCCUCGACGCUGAGCAGAAAUCAAAUUACAACCUGACAGUGGAGGCCACCGACGGGACGCGAACUGUCAGCACCCAGGUGCUGGUCCGCGUCAUCGACACCAACAACCACCGGCCCCAGUUCUCCCAGCAGCGCUACAACGUCAGCGUGGCCGAGGACACGCCGGCCGACACCGAGGUCCUGAGGAUCGCCGCCUCCGACGAAGACGAGAAGAACAAGCUGACCUUCACCCUGCUGAGUAGCACGGACCCCUUUAGCCUCAAGAAGUUCCGCCUGGACCCCGGGACGGGUGUCCUGUACACGGCCGAGGCACUGGACCACGAGACCAUGCGCCAGCACACCCUCACCGUCAUGGUGCGUGACCAGGACAUCCCAGUCAAGAGGAACCUGGUGCGAGUGGUCAUCAACGUGGUGGACACCAACGACAACGCUCCAUGGUUCGUGGAUGCCCCGUACUCCGGUCGCGUCUUUGAGUCGGCUGCGAUUGGCUCAGCCGUGCUUCAGGUCACCGCUCUGGACAAAGACCAAGGCCGAAACGCUGAGAUUGUCUACAGCAUCGAGUCAGGAAAUGUUGCAAACACAUUUGCUAUGGAUCCAGUCCUGGGGACCAUCACAGUAGCCAAGGAACUUGACCGCAGCAAGAAGAAUCACUUUGAGCUCAUUGUCAAGGCAUCUGAUAGAGGAACAUCUCCCCUGUCCACCACAGCAGCAGUGCUCAUUUUGGUCACAGUAUCUGACAACGCUGCUCCGAAAUUCACUGAAAAAGAUUUUUCAGCAGAGGUCAGUGAAUCCGCCCAUCCCGGAAGCUUUGUGUGCUUGGUGACGGCCACCAGUCAAUCAUCAGUGUUUUAUCAGAUCAAAGCUGGCAACAUCAACAACGCAUUUGACAUUAACCCAAACUCUGGAGUGGUUGUCAUCCAGAGAGUUUUGGACUACGAAACGACGCCUGAAUACAAGCUUAUCAUACAAGCCACAAACAUGGCCGGGCUCGCCAGCAACACAACUAUGCUAAUUCAUCUGAAGGAUGAGAAUGACAAUGCCCCUUUGUUCCUCCAAAGGGAGUUCACGGGCAUGAUCAGUGAGUCAGCAGGCGUCAGCAGUGUCGUUCUGACCCUUGAGAGCACUCCGUUGGUUAUCCGUGCCUCCGAUGCUGAUGGCGACCACAAUGCAAUGCUUGUCUAUCAGAUCGUGGAGCCAUUUGCCCUCAAUUAUUUUGCCAUUGAUUCCAACACGGGUGCUAUCCGAACAAUCACAACCUUGGACUACGAGCAGAGGCAGGUUUUCCGUUUUACUGUCCAGGUACAUGACCUUGGAAUGCCACGUCUGUUUUCUGAGGCAGCGGCCAACGUGACUGUGAAUAUCAUCAAUGUCAAUGACUGCCCGCCACUCUUGAGCCAAGAAGUAUACGAGGCAAAUGUCCUACUACCAACGUACAAAGGUGUAGAGGUCAUCCAGGUCAACGCCAACGACUCUGACGCAAACGCACAGUUCCUCUUUUCCAUUUCCGAGGGUAACAUUGGCGACAAAUUCAAGAUGGAUCCGAGUAGCGGUGUGAUUGCCAUUCAGAACGUCACACAGUUGAGAAGCAGGUAUGAGUUGAAAGUAAGGGUUUCAGAUGGCAGGUUUGCCAAUACCGCCACGGUGAAAAUCAAUGUCAAGGAAAACAAAGAGCCCAGAUUGAAAUUCACAAGGGAAUCCUACAAGGCCUUUGUUCAAGAGAACUCUUCCGAGAGGAAAACUGUGGCUGUCAUCGCCGCAGUUGGAAACCAGGUGAACGAGCCCUUGUUUUACACCAUUCUAAAUCCAGACAAGAGGUUCCAAGUCAGCCACACGUCUGGGGUUCUAUCAACCACCGGGAUUCCAUUUGACCGCGAGGAGCAGGACAGUUUUGACAUCAUAGUGGAGGUCACCAGACAUGACCAACCGGAAGACGUGGCACACGUUCUGGUUGCCGUCAAGGUGGAGGAUGAGAAUGACAACACACCCAUGUUCAUGAACCUGCCCUAUCACGCUCUGGUCCAAAUGGACGCAGAAGAAGGACACGCCAUCCGCCAGGUCACAGCAGUGGACAAGGACCUGGGGAAGAAUGCCGAUGUCUACUUCCACCUCAAGGAACACCAGGAGCACUUCCAAAUCAGCCCCUCUGGAGAGAUCUCUCUGAAGAUGAAAUUGGACUCAGAGUCAUUGAAAACAUAUUCCGUCGUUGUUGUUGCCAAAGACAGCGGUGACCCAUCUCGCUCAUCUGAAGUAGAAGUCCCCAUCACUGUGGUCGACAAAGCAACACCCGUGUUUGAGAAGACUUUCUAUAGUGUUGAAAUCCCUGAGAACAUCCCAGAACAUACACCUGUGGUUCACGUUCAAGCCAAUGACUCUGAAGGCCCUCGCAUCGUCUACACUAUAUCCGAAGGGGACCCUUUCAAACAGUUUUCAGUUGAUUUCAACACAGGGGUUUUGCAUGUGAUCCAGCCAUUAGAUUUUGAGUCGCAUCCAGCCUAUAGGUUGAGUUUGCGGGCCACAGACUCUCUCACCGGAGCACAUUCUGAAGUGUUUGUCGACAUUAUACUGGAGGAUAUAAACGACAAUGCCCCAGAGUUUUUAUCAAAGUCAUACUAUGCCAACAUCUCGGAAGCCUCUGUCAUCGGCUCAUCGGUUUUGAAGGUGGCUGCGAAGGAUUUAGAUACAGGAAACAACCAAGAAAUCACAUACCAGCUUGUUGAGGAAAAGGGAAAGAGUUCAGAUUACUUCACUAUCGAUCGUACCACCGGAAUUAUCAGGACCGCCCAAAUGCUUGAUCACGAGGAAACCCCAAACCUCAAAUUAACGGUUCGUGCCAUUGAUGGAGGAAUUCCAGCCCUCUCAAGUGAUGUCACGGUUGCCAUAGAUGUCAUUGACCUGAACGACAAUGCUCCAGUCUUCACCAAGACACUUUACGAAGUGACAGUCAAUGAAUUGGCGCAACGGGGUCAUUUCAUCACCCAAGUCCAGGCUUCAGAUGCUGACAGCUCUGAUUCCGAGAAACUGUCAUUCUAUAUUGUUUCUGGAAACGAAGACCAAAGCUUUGCCAUGGACAAACACACAGGGGCCAUCAUUAUAUCAAACCAUCGGAGACCACAUAUGCUUCCUCUGUACAAUCUAACUGUGUCUGUGUCCGACGGUGUGUUUAGAAGCACGGCAUUUGUUCAAGUGACUAUCAUUGGGGCAAACUUCCAUAAUCCAACCUUCCCUCAGGUGGACUAUGUGGUCGAGCUUGUGGAGAAUUCACCUGUUGGAACCUUGGUAAUGGAGGCAAAAGCAACCGACGAUGACGAAGGCAUCUACGGGGCCAUUACAUACCACAUUGUGAAUGAAUUCGCAAGAGACAAGUUUUCAGUCAGUGAAAAUGGAGAGAUCUUUACACUUGAGAGCCUUGACCGUGAGAAUGCCGUUGAAAAGGUUAUCCCAAUUUCUCUAAUAGCACAAGAUGGAGGUGGAAAAGUUGGCUUUUGCGUUAUCAACGUUAUCCUGACCGAUGUCAACGAUAACACCCCGCAGUUCAGAGCAGCCGAGUACAAAGCCACGAUUGCAUCUGACGCCCCGCGAGGAACAUCAGUGACCAGGAUCGCUGCCUCGGACAUUGAUGAAGGAAGCAACGCAGACAUAUAUUAUGCGAUUGAAGCAGAUGUGGAAAGUGUGGAAGAGAACUUUGAAAUCCACCCUUCCACCGGGGUCAUUGUUACUAAAGAGAGCCUGAUCGGACUUGAAGGUGAACUUUAUGCGUUCUUUGUCAGUGCAAAGGAUGCCGGCAAUACACCCAGGCAGUCUGUCAUACAAGUAUACAUUAGGAUUGUUUCUCCUGAAGUGCCGGUCCCCAAAUUUGUGGAACCAAAUUACCGUUUCACGAUUUCUGAAGAUUUGCUCAUUGGCACGGAGAUUGAUGUCAUCCAAGCAGAGAGUGUCCAACCGGUGUCCUACAUCCUCCUUACAGGCAACACUCCAGAAAGUAACAGAGAUGAGGUGUUUGUUGUCGAUCCAGACAGUGGGGCCCUGAAGCUGGAGAAGGCCCUUGACCACGAGACCACCAAAUGGUAUCAGCUCACCCUGCUGGCCCAGAGCAAACACGAGAACCUCGAGGUAGUGGCGUCAGUGCACAUCAACAUCCAAGUCAAAGACCUCAACGACAACAAGCCCGUCUUUGAGUCAGACCCUUACGAGGCCGUCGUCGUGGAGAACCUCCCGGGCGGCACGUCUGUGAUCCAGGUCCGAGCCACUGACCUCGACACCGGUGCCAACGGCCAAGUGGUCUACAGCCUGGACUCUGAACAGAGCUCCCAGGAGAUCGCCGAGCUGUUUGCUGUCAACACCGAAACGGGAUGGUUGACGACGUUGAAGGAACUGGACCGCGAGAAGAUCAGCAAGUACACGAUCAGUGUCCUGGCCAUGGACAGAGGCGACAAGGUCCAGCACGUCACCGACGCUAAGGUUGUGGUGACGGUGGCCGACGUGAACGACAACCCGCCCCGCUUCACGGCGGAGAUCUACAAGGGGACAGUCAGCGAGGACGACCCUCCCCCAAGCGGAGUCAUUGCCAUUCUGAGCACCACGGAUGCUGAUUCAGAGGAAAUCAAUCGACGAGUCAAUUACUUCAUUACUGGAGGGGACCCGCUCGGACAAUUUGCCAUCGAGCACAUCCAGAACGAGUGGAAGGUCUCUGUCAGGAAGCCCUUGGACCGGGAGAAGAAGGACAAUUACCUGCUAAACAUUACCGCCACUGAUGGCAUUUUCGCUGCCAAGGCAGUUGUAGAGGUCAAGGUCCUGGACGCCAACGACAACAGCCCUGUCUGCGAGAAGUCUCUCUACACUGAGCGUGUACCAGAAGACUCCCCGGCUGGGAGACUCAUCUUGCAGGUCUCUGCAACGGAUGCUGACAUUCGCUCAAACGCUCAAAUCUCCUAUGAGCUCCAGGGGGCCGGUGCAGAGUUGUUCACCAUUGAUGCUGAUACAGGAGAGCUGAAGACCUCCCAGCCGCUGGACCGCGAGGAUCGGGACGAGCACCGGUUCCGCGUGCGCGCACUCGACGGCGGCGGGCGCUACUGCGAGGCCGACGUCCACCUUGCCGUGGACGACGCCAACGACAACCCGCCGCGCUUCACCUCCGACCCCUACGCCGUCACCGUGUUCGAGAACACCGAGACGGGCACCUUUGUGGCCAAGCUCCUCGCCAGCGACCUCGACACCGGCCUGAACAGCGACAUCCUCUACUCCCUGGCCGACUCGGCCGACGGCCACUUCUCCAUCGACGAGCGCACGGGCGUGGUCAGCCUGGAGAAGGUGCUGGACCGCGAGGUGCAGGCGGUGUACGAGCUGCGGGCGCGCGCCGCCGACCAGGGCUCUCCGCGGCGCCUCUCGGCGCUGUGCACGGUGGUGGUGUCCGUGCUGGACAUCAACGACAACCCGCCCGUCUUCGAGCACCGCGAGUACGUGGCCACGCUGGCGGAGGACGUGGCGGCGGGCACCCAGGUGCUCCGCGUGCAGGCGUCCAGCCGGGACGCCGACGCCGCCGGGCAGAUCUCCUACGGCAUCAUCAGCGGCAACGAGCACGGCAUGUUCAGCGUGGAUCCGCUCUCAGGCGACAUCUUUGUGAUCGAGGCCCUGGACUACGAGGCGUCCCACGAGUACUACCUGACGGUGGAGGCCACGGACGGGGGCUCGCCCCCGCUCAGCGACAUGGCCACCGUCAACAUCAACCUGACGGACGUCAACGACAACAGCCCCGUCUUCAGCCAGGAGACCUACAUGGCGGUCGUGAGCGAGGACGCCGAGCCCGGCAAGGCGGUGGUGACGGUCGUUGCCGAGGACGCAGAUGGGCCCUCCUACAGUCACGUGCGCUACUCCAUCGCGGACGGCAACCAGGGCAGCCUGUUCACCAUCGACCCCAUCCGCGGGGAGCUCAAAGUAGCGCGUCAGCUCGACAGAGAAAGGACGUCGGGCUACACCCUGACGGUGGUGGCGUCGGACAACGGGUCGCCGGCGCGCUCCAGCGUCGCCGCGGUCAACGUGGACGUGUCGGACGUCAACGACAACCCCCCGCUGUUCGCCCAGGCCAACUACAGCCUCAUCAUCCAGGAGAACCGACCCAAGGGCACCAGCGUUCUCCAGCUGUCUGUCAGCGACCGGGACGCCACCCACAACGGCCCGCCCUUCCACUUCGCCAUCGUCGACGGCAACGAGGGCGACGCCUUCGAGAUCAGCCAGCAGGGGGAGCUGGUGGCGGUGGGGCCGCUGAACAAGAAGGGCCGAGAGCACUACCUGCUGCAGGCGCAGGUGUCAGACAGCGGGAAGCCCCAGCUGCUGUCCACGGCCUUCAUCAGCGUGCGGGUGAUCGAGGAGAGCGUGUACCCGCCCGCCGUCCUGCCGCUGGACAUCUUCAUCUCCACGGCCGACGACGAGUACCCCGGCGGCGUCCUGGGCAAGAUCCACGCCACGGACCAGGACAUCUACGACACCCUGACCUACAGCCUGGCGCCCGCCCCCCAGGACGGGCUCCCCUUCACCGUGUCGGCCUCGGACGGCAAGGUGAUCGCCCGGCAGCCGCUGGACGUGGGCCACUACCCGCUUAAUGUGACGGUGACGGACGGGCGCUUCACCACGCCGGCCGACGUCACGGUGCACGUGCGGCAGGCCACGGAGCAGGCGCUGGCCAACUCCAUCGCCGUGCGCUUCGCCAGCAUCGCGCCCGAGGAGUUCAUCGGCGACUACUGGCGCAACUUCCAGCGGGCGCUGCGGAACAUCGCCGGGGUGCGGCGCAGCGAGGUGCAGCUGGUGAGCCUGCAGCCCACCGAGGCCGGGGACCUGGACGUGCUGCUGGCCCUGGAGAGGUCCGGGAGCCCCUACCAGCCCCAGGAGGUGGUCUUCCGCAAGCUGAACUCGUCGGCGGCGGUGAUCGAGGAGAUGACGGGCGUGCGCAUCGUGCGCGUGGUCAUGAAGCUCUGCGCCGACAUCGACUGCCCGCUGCACUUCUGCGACGAGGUGGUCUCCCUGGACAAGGGCAGCAUGUCCACCUACAGCACGGCGCGCCUCAGCUUCGUCACCCCGCGCCACCAGCGGGCCGCCACCUGCCAGUGUGAAGGAGGGAAAUGCCCCAUGGAGAACAAGCUGUGCGACAACAGCCCCUGUCCAGAGGGCACGGAGUGUGUGGCGGACCAGACCGAGGCCUCCUACAGCUGCGUGUGUCCCCAGGGCCAGACCGGCCAAUGUACCGACGGGCCGUCCCUGACGUUCGGAGGCGCGGGCUACGUGCGCUACCGCCUGCUGGAGAACGAGAACAAGGAGGAGAUGAAGCUGUCCCUGAGGCUGCGGACCCUGUCCAGCCACGCCACCGUCAUGUACGCCAAGGGGACCGACUACAGCAUCCUGGAGAUCGUGAACGGCCGCCUGCAGUACCGCUUCGACUGCGGCAGCGGGCCGGGCAUCGUGUCGGUGCACAGCACGCAGGUCAACGACGGCGACUGGCACAGCGUCUCGCUGGAUGUGAACGGCAACUACGCCAAGCUGGUGCUGGACCGCGUGCACGCCGCCUCGGGCGCGGCGCCGGGCACCCUGCGCACGCUCAACCUGGACGACAGCAUCUUCUUCGGCGGCCACGCGCGGCAGCACGCCUCGUCGGGGGCGGGGCGCCACGGCCGCAGCCUGCCCGCCAUCAACGGGCUGCGGGGCUGCGUGGAGGCCAUCCGCCUCAACGGCCAGGAGCUGCCGCUGAACGCCAAGGCGGUGCGGCCGCACGCCGUGCUGGAGGACGUGGUGGACGUGACGCCGGGCUGUGCCCUGCUGCCCGUGGAGAGCUGCGCGAUUAACCCCUGCAUCAACGGGGGCACCUGCUCCACGCUGCCCAACGGAGGUUUCUUCUGCCGGUGUCCUGCGACCUUCAUGGGCACCCACUGCGAGUCGGCCAUCAGCCCCUGUGCCUCCAACCCCUGCCUCUACGGAGGCACCUGUGCCACCCGUGGGGAGGACUUCUACUGCCAGUGCAGAGGACAAUACUCCGGACAAAGGUGCCAGCUGGGUCCGUACUGCAGAGACAACCCCUGUAAGAACAGCGGCAAGUGUAUCGACAGCCUGGAUGGCCCCGUCUGCGAGUGCGAUUUUGGUUUCCAGGGAGACAGGUGUCUGACGGACGUGGACGAGUGCAGCAAGAGCCCGUGCUCCAACGGCGGCCUGUGCCAAAACACGUACGGCUCCUACCGCUGCAACUGCUCCCUGGGCUACGCCGGGCCGGCGUGCACGGUGCACUCCGAGGUGCGCAACGACUUUGUCUCCAACGCCUGGAACAUCGGCCUGGAGGAGGUGAUCGGCAUCGUGGUGUUCGUGGCCAGCAUCUUCCUGCUGGUGCUCAUCUUCAUCCUCAUCCGCAAGCGGGCGUGCCGCGGCGGCGCCAAGGGCCGCGACCGGGACGACGACCGCCACCACCACCGCAUGUCGGGCGCGCACCACGCCUUCAUGCAGAGGCCCUACUUUGACGCCAAGCUCAGCAAGAACAUCUACUCGGACGUGCCGCCGCAGGUGCCCGUGCGGCCCAUCUCCUACACGCCCAGCAUCCCCAGCGACUCGCGCAACAACCUGGACCGCAACUCCUUCGAGGGCUCGGCCAUCCCCGAGCACCCCGAGUUCAGCACCUUCAACCCGGACGCCGGCCACGGCCACCGCAAGACGGUGGCGGUGUGCAGCGUGGCGCCCAACCUGCCCCCGCCCCCGUCCUCCAACUCGGUGUCGGACAGCGACUCCAUCCAGAAGCCCAGCUGGGACUACGACUACGACUGUAAGUAUCCUAAAGUAGUGGACCUAGAGCCGUGUCUGAAGAAGCCGGUGGAGGACAGCGCCUGUCACCCCUACAACACCAGGGGCAGCAUGUCCGAGGUCCAGUCCCUCAGCUCCUUCCAGUCCGAGUCCUGCGACGACAACGAGUCUUUUCUGACUCAUGAUCACAAGAACUCAAGAGGAUAUCACUGGGACACAUCUGAUUGGAUGCCAAGUGUUCAACUUCCUGGAAUCCAGGAGUUCCCGCAGUACGAGGUUGUGGAGUCCCCCCCCGCCCCGCUGUACAGUGACCGGGACAGCGCCCUUGACACCGACUACUACCCCGGGGGCUUUGACAUCGAGAGCGACUUCCCCCCGCCCCCCGACCACUACCCCCCCGGGGACGAGCUGCCGCCGCCGCCCCCCCUCCCGGAGUACGGCCCGGACCGCUUCGACUCCCUGCGGCCGCCGGGCCGGGACCACCUGGGCGCCGCGCCCGCCAGCCCGGGCUCCCCGGGGGGCGUGCGGCAGCGCCCGGCGUUGCCCCAGCUCUACGACCUCAACCAGUACCUGCCCCAGCACUCCUACCCCGCGGGGGAGGGGGGCGCCGAGGCCCAGGGCCAGGCGGCCGCCUCCACCGCCGCCACCGCCGCCACCCCGCCCUCCGCCACCAGGGGCUCCCCCUCCCCGCCCUCCUCCACCACGGGGACGGGGGGCUACCGGGGCGGCUACCCCAUGGGCUACGGCCGGGACUUUGAGGCCCCGGCGCUGGACAACAUGUCCCUGUCACUUUACACGUCCACAGCCUCCUGCUCAGACAUGUCGGCGUGCUGCGAGGAGUCCGACGCCGUGAUCAGCGACUACGAGAGCGGAGACGAGGGCCGCUUCGGACGGACGUCCAUCCCGGUCCUGGACUCCCAGCAGCACACGGAAGUCUGACCACUGGAUCCAAACAAAAGUGCCUGAACCCAUGACUGAACCUUAACAACUCACACACGCACACACACACACACACACACACACACACACACGUACACCACAGCAACACAAAUCCUUUAACCUGUGCACGCACACAAUUACAGGUUUGUGAGAGAGAAUAUCACUGCUUGAAUAAUGCAAACGCAGUCGGUCUGAUAAGUGAAGAACGUCGUCAUCAUAGACUUAUCGUGGGGGGUCUGUUUUGGCCCCCAGGGGACUCAGGGGACUGGGCCCUGUCGUGUCCUCUUGUCGGACUGGAGGAGAAAAAACGAAGCGAUUAAGAGCUUCUAUGUUGACUGUGCCAUCUCUUUGAUCAACGGUACAAUUCAGACAUCUUUCACCCCGAAAUUCAUGUUUAAAUGUUCGACAGCGUAAAAAAAACCACAUCAACAAGGUAAUAAUCAUGAGAAAAUAAACCAUUUCAUGGUGAUAUCUGUAUUUCUAUAAAUGAAACCUGAGUAAAAAUGAUUAUUUUUUUGAUUUACAAGUAUCCAUUUAAAUGUAAAUUUCAAUGUACAGUUUUGAUUUCAAAGUUCACUAGGUUUUGUAGAUAUUUUAUUUUUAAACACGAGUUAAAUGGUGUGACAUUAUCAGCCUUACUGUGCUUACAUUCACGAAAACAAAAAAAUGAAUGUUGAAAAAGAAACGAAAGUAGAGUGAGACUUUUCGAAAAGAAAACGUAACUGUAAAAGAUUUUAUUUCCUGCUCAUUUCAACAAGGGUCUUCAAUGAGCGACUGCAUAUUCUUGUGUUUUUCUCUUCUUUUUUUUAUGGUUUGUUUGUAAAUGCGACUUUGAAACCUCUUUAUUUUUCCACCAAGAAAAUGGGACCCAAUAUAUUUAUAGUGCAACGUUAUCCAUGGACACACGACUUUUUAUGUGUCCGUGUGUGUGAGCAAUGCUAUGGUCUUGUUAAGGUUUUUAUUGAAUACUGCCACGAGCUCACGCUUUCUACUGGCAAUAAAUUAUUCCUAAAAAAUACAUCCAGUGUGUUCUUUUUUGAUAGAAACCAUGUGUCUAUUGUGUUUGUAUGAGUGUGUGUGUGUGUGUGUGUCUGUGUGGU